UUGAGUGACAUAUUUUCGAAAAUUGGGAGGGAAAAGGAAAAGUUUGUUAUUGUUGUAAAGUUUAAAUUAAUUAUUUUGUUUCGUGUAAAUAUUAUCGAUUAAAAAUAAAGUGAUAUGAUUUCUUGUUUCCAUUAACAAUUCCAUAUGAAAUCUUUCAAGAUCCAUAACGCAACGGAAUUAUGGCAGCGGGAAACCAGUCUUCCUUCAGUGGCAUCUUUCAGUCAGAGUCUAGACAGCAUUUUGGGUACCGAUGGAUUCCAGCUAGGCAGCAUGACAGAAUUGCUAGGAUUGCCGGGCUCUGGGAAAACACAACUAUGUUUGCAGCUGUGUGCAUCGGUGCAAAUACCUAAAGACCUAGGUGGACUAGAUGCUGAAGCACUUUACAUAGAUACUAAUACUCACUUCACUUUAUCUAGGUUUAGAGAGAUCCUUAGUACAACCCUGCUGAAAUGUCAAAGCGUACUGGGAAAGCCGCUACAAAUUACAGAAGAUGAAGCAUUAAGCAAGCUCCACUAUGUUGAUGCGUUCGGUCUGGAAAAGUUCUGUGCAUUCAUGUACAGACUCCCUAGAUUUAUAGAGGAACAUCCUAAGGUAAAACUGAUAGCAAUAGACUCAAUAGCAUAUCCCUUCAAAGAUGGCAUCUCCACCAAGCAGAGAACAGGACUGUUAUUCAGACAAAUGGCUGAGCUGCAGAAAAUUGCGAUAGAACAUCAAAUUGCGGUGGUAUUAUCAAACGAGAUGAGCACCCGAGUGGGUCUAUCAGGCGGCGGUAUUGUAGGCUCGUUAGGCGAUGCGUGGGCGCACCGUUGUAAUGUACGACUGUUGUUGAGUACCCCGCAAAGAUGUGACGAUCCUACACACAGAUUGGCGUUGUUGCUGAAGAGCAAUGUUGCUUGUAAUGCUGUGGCUAGGUUUCAGAUAACAGGAGAGGGAAUAAGGGAUGUGGAAUAAAACACGUAAGAACAUACAUAGUAGUUUAAUUAAUUAUUAAAUGUAAAUAUGUGUAUAUUGUAAACGAAACUACAGCACCAAUAAAUAUCUCAUUUUUCACAAAAAUAUCAAGCUUUAAUUUCUAUAACAUCUCAACAGUUAUACAAUGUAUAGGCAGUAUUAAGUAGUAAUGGAACUUUACGGAACUGUAUCCAGUAGGAUUUCAUCGCGAAGUAUUAUGCGUUCACUUUGUUACGACACUAGAGUGAGUAACACGCGUUUGUAGUCGCCUUUCGUAUCGUCCUGCAAAUCAUUACAUUGUACUUUGUAACGUUAGCUCAGUUUAUACAAAACAGCAUGCCAAGCCAUACAGUUACUUGUAUAAAAAAUAAUAACUUUAAUAAAAAAAUAUAAUUCAUUCUGCAGGAUUAAGCACAAAGUGUGACUAGCACAUUUCCGAAGUCACUCGAUAGGUCAUCCUGGAAAGAAUAUUUAGAUAAAUCUACCGCUUGCACAGUUUGCUAAAAUACAAAAGAAACUGGCCCAUUACUUAUGAUUGUAGUUUCACGUUAUUCGAAAGUGUAUCACAAAAUAUCUUACGAAGAUAUCUAUAAAUAAUAAAAUAAAUGUCUUUAAAAUGCAACGAGGUUUAUUGUACUCGGUCGAUAAUAUGCUGACACGCGUGUCGUGAUUAGAAUAAAACUUCACACUGCAGCAUUGUCACACAUAUGGCGCUCGUAAUACUGAGUGUUAUAUGUAAGCAUUGGUGAGGCUUUAGUAACACAUUGUCGACAGGAGUUCACCGAGCGGACCUCCUAA
This is a messenger RNA of Helicoverpa armigera (cotton bollworm), 1749 nucleotides long. Its product is annotated as DNA repair protein RAD51 homolog 3. The record is from RefSeq and is a predicted model, not a curated record. Bases 145 to 951 code for a protein of 268 amino acids. Gene Ontology annotation, molecular function: ATP binding; ATP-dependent DNA damage sensor activity; crossover junction DNA endonuclease activity. Lineage: Eukaryota; Metazoa; Arthropoda; Insecta; Lepidoptera; Noctuidae. Gene Ontology annotation, biological process: meiotic DNA recombinase assembly; reciprocal meiotic recombination; DNA repair. The transcript is spliced from 7 exons. Gene Ontology annotation, cellular component: Rad51B-Rad51C-Rad51D-XRCC2 complex; Rad51C-XRCC3 complex; replication fork.